AUGAACAGCACCAAGCCAACAUAUGUCUUCAUCCCAAUCACUUUUACCACAAAAUUCGUCCUGUUUGGGGUUUUCUUAUCGUACUUUAUCUUUGGGACCAUCGGUAAUGCCCUGUUGUACGCGGUAAUACGCAAGCUACGCAUGCGCGAAAGACGUCGUCCACGACGUGCUCUGUACCGGAGCCUGACCAUGACAUUCCUGUCGAGCAUGGCGAUCUGUAACCUGCUCAACUCACUCCUCAGCGCAGGCGUCGUCAACUGUCUUCAAAUGAUGGUUCAUCUAUACACUAGCGAUUGGUCGUGCAGAGUUCUUCGAUACAUUACUUACUACUUUGGAACUGUGCUGAUAUACAAUGUACUUGUCCUAUCAGUGGAGAGGUAUUUCUCUAUAUUUUACCCACUGAAGCUCUACUCUGCCUCCCUUGCAAGAAAGCUUCUGGUUGGUAUCUGGCUCGGCGGACUCAUAUUCUCCCUUCUUUUGACCGUACCGGUUAAGCUAGUCCGCGAGGCCCUUGGUCCACAUCACUUCACCAUCACCUGCCGUUCUUACCCGGAGACUCCAUUAGAACAAGUAGCGGUUUUCAGCAGUUUCAUUUGUAUCUACGUCAUUCCUGCUGUUGUGUUGAUCUACAUCUCGGUGGCGAUGACGAGGUUUUUCGUGCGUCAACGUAAAGUCCACGCAGGUCAACCACCACAGCAAGCCACGGACAGACAAGCGAAUGCAUGGAGACUCAAAGACAUCAAAAUGUUCUUUGCCAUCAUCGUUAUUUUUGUCAUCCCGUACACUUUGCUUACGAUGUAUCUUAUUACUAUGGCAAUCGGCGGGUUCUCGUUCAGUGUCCCCGUCUCUUUCAUCAUCCGCAGGGUGACUGGUGUCCUUGCACUCUAUAACUGCAUAAAUGUACCGGUGGUCUGCAUAAUGAACAAUCGCGAUUUUCGCAGGACGCUAAAAGAACUUGAAAAAGAAUUUGGAGAAGUGAUAGAUAAAAUCAGCAGCCCAUGGCACGGCAUAUCCUAGAGCCCGUGGCACAGCAUAUUCUAGAGCCCAAGGCACAGCAUAUUCUAGAGCCCGUGACGCGGCAAAUCCCACACACCAACACUUUUGAAACGACUUUUUAAGCAAUCAUUUAUGCAAAAAGGAACAAAUCUUGUUUUAAGUGUAACUUAUGCUUGAAUUCUGUGUCUCGGCCAAUCAAAUUUCUAGUAUUACAAAGAAAUUUUUUACAUGCCAGUGCGCAUUUUGCAAUCCAUGCAUUUUUCGCGGUUCCCUCUUUAGCUGGACCGUUACUUGACCAUGAUCACAGCCUGGCCUCACAACUCUAUAAAGUAUAGGACUAUACCACAAUACUUGUUCUCUUUGUAAAACAAUAUUCUUUUUCAAUUCAAGUCAAUAUCUUGGCAUGCCUUUUAAUAGGUAUCUAGCUAUUUUGAAGGCCAAUGCAUCAUGUAAUAAUGUAAAUCCAAAAAAUACACAAAAUGGAAAUAAAAACCGAAAACUAAAUUGCAUCUUAAUUGAUGCGCGCUUAAAUAAAGAAGUUUUACCGCACGCUGAAAUCUUGCGUAUGCGCCGUUUUAAUCUCUCCACCAUCGUUAAUCGUAAAACCCCUAUUAUCCAAAAACAAACUGCAAUGUGAGAAAAUGACACGUAUUGUGUAUCGUAAUCCGUAAUUGUGAGAAACCAACCUGAAUGACACGCUCAGAAUUGUGAGGGAGGGACCAUUUGAAACGUGCACCGACAACUGGGAUGCGAGAAUUCAAUCGCUAAUGUGGCGAAAUGGCAAACAAAAGGGGGUCAUUAGCGCGUGCUCAGGCUUUUAGCGACAAUAUAACAGCAACAAAAAAUAUUCAGCGCAUACGAAUAAAGCCGGAUUUGUUUUUCAUAAAGGGUUUAGCUUCACUUAGAGUUUAUUUUUUCGUAGUUCUCUGGUGUAACGGGCGCAGUCAUUUCUUCUUUAUUUUGGUUUGAAUUAGCGACAGAAAGGGUUUAGCUUCGCUUACAAAGUUUAUAUUUUCGUAGUUCCUUAGCGCAAGUCUCCUAUUGGCAAUGCGCGCAAAUAAUAAUCAAACGUGCGUCAUCAAUUGGGAUUGUACAAAAAUAAUUGGAAAUGCGCGCAAAUGAUAAUCAAACGUGCGUCAUCAAUUGGGAUUGUGCAAAAAUAAUUGGCAAUGCGCGCAAAUGAUAAUCAAACGUGCGUCAUCAAUUGGCAUUGUGCAAAAAUAAUUAGAAAUGGGCGCAAAUGAUAAUCAAAUGUGAGUCAUCAAUUGGGAUUGUGCAAAAACAAUUGGCAAAUAAUAAUCAAACGUGAGUCAUCAAUUGGCAUUAUACAAAACAAAAAUGGCAAUGCGCGCAUCGCACAUAUAGCCCAUUUAACGGAAAAAGUACGCGGUGCCGCGAAAUUCGAUCAAAUAACAACAUGUCUGAAAACAUAGAUGUCAUCGCUGGGACGUGGGAAAACUGAAUCCAUGUUUUCAGACAUGUUAUUAUUUUCGAGCGCGAAUGAACUUCCUGAAUGGAACCGUGUUGUGUCUGAUCGAAUUUCGCGCCCAUAAGCGCGCACUUUCAUCCAACGAUAAUCAAACAUGCGUCAUCAACUGUGGUUUUGAGCAAUGCGCGCAAAUGAAAAUCAAAUCUUCAUAUUCAAUUGGGUUUUGGCACCAAUGACACCAGUGGCCCAAUGACACUCACGACACCAGUGGCCCCGUGGGACCAAUGACACUCAUUAUACCAGUGGCCCCGUGGCACCAAUGACACCAGUGGCCCCGUGGGACCAAUGGCCACAUGGGACCAAUGACACUCACGGCACCAGUGGCGACCACAUCGCCACUGGUGUCAUUGGGUUUUUUCAAAACAAUAAAUGAUACUCAAACCUGCGUCAUCAAUCCUAUUUCCAGUAGGUAGUUGCCAAAUAUUUCAAUUCUGUAGGAAUGACACUCAUGACACCAGUGGCCCCAUGGCACCAAUGACUCACGACACCAGUGGCCCCAUGACACUCAUGACACCAGUGGCCCCAUGGCAUCAAUGACACUCAAGACACCAGUGGCCCCAUGGCACUCAUGACACCAGUGGUCCCAUGGCACCAAUGACACUCAUGACACCAGUGGCCCAAUGGCACCAAUGACACUCACGACACCAGUGGUCCUAUGGCACCAAUGACACUUAAGACACCAGUGGCCCCAUGGCACCAUUGACACCAGUGGCCCCAUGGCACCAACGAAACUUGCACUAAUGAUAGCCAGGUGGUGUCAUAAUCGUGACGUAUCUGGUGCAGCGUAUAUGGGUCACAAGCCAAUGCUCGGCCCAAAUCAGCAGUCGUGUUGGUGAGAUAAAACGAUCGUGUGGCCAAAUAGUCUUCAAUUUCAUCUGGGAUUUUGGCAUCCAAAUUGUCCAUGGUGACAUGCAUCACACUUAAAGGGGUAAAAAAUAAAACACUGUGAUAGUA
This is a messenger RNA of Nematostella vectensis (starlet sea anemone), 3439 nucleotides long. Its product is annotated as probable G-protein coupled receptor 19. The record is from RefSeq and is a predicted model, not a curated record. Lineage: Eukaryota; Metazoa; Cnidaria; Anthozoa; Actiniaria; Edwardsiidae. The coding region runs from base 1 to 1017 and encodes 338 amino acids. The transcript has 2 exons. Gene Ontology annotation, molecular function: G protein-coupled receptor activity. Gene Ontology annotation, biological process: G protein-coupled receptor signaling pathway. Gene Ontology annotation, cellular component: membrane.